This is a messenger RNA of Xenia sp. Carnegie-2017, 2622 nucleotides long. RefSeq lists its product as uncharacterized. Bases 411 to 2339 code for a protein of 642 amino acids. Gene Ontology annotation, cellular component: cytoplasm. The record is from RefSeq and is a predicted model, not a curated record. Gene Ontology annotation, biological process: cell surface receptor protein tyrosine kinase signaling pathway. Lineage: Eukaryota; Metazoa; Cnidaria; Anthozoa; Malacalcyonacea; Xeniidae. The transcript has 3 exons.
AGUUUAUCAACAUCCAAACUUGGAGUUUGAUAAGCAGGUUAAAGAUGAAAGCAUUUAACCAAAUCUUUAUUGUGCAACUUCAUUGUUUGCUGUGGGUGGUUCAAAUUGACGUCCGCAUCGUAAUCAUGCCGAUUCCGGAAUUUUUAUUUGCGUAAUCAUAUAAAUUAAAUGUUGACGUUGUGUUGCAAUAAUCAGCUUCAAAUUUUUACGAAAGUCGUACGCAAAGAUAUACUUAAUGAGCUCGUACAUGGUGAAACGAAGCGACUCCAUACGUAAGAUUUUGUAAAGCGAACAGUUGUGUUUACUAACAAACGCUGUUUUUUUUUUACCAAUUGUUUUUAUUUCGUCGACAUUAAACAGCAAACAACGCAGAGAAGAAGGAGAGGAGACGCAAUUUUGUACUGUGAGAAAUGGAAAUAUUGGUUGAGGGUCAACUUGACUAUUUUGAAGAAAGAAGCUGGAAGAAACGAUAUUUUGUUAUGAAGUAUGAAAUCAGUACUGCAUUACGAUAUAUGGAAGUUUACAAGGACAAGAAUUGGCGAAAGCAGCUACCAAAACAUGUAGUCAACUUACAUCCAGGCUAUGAAGUAAGAUUGAAGAUGGAAUCUAAGAAGAAGCAUUGUUUUUCUUUGAAAAUCACAGACCAUACAUUGCUCUUGGCUUGUGAUAAUGAGAGUGUGAUGAAUCAAUGGAUUUCAGCCUUGGAAGAGUAUAACUUAGUGAAGUCUUUCUGUGUUCAACCACAAGACACUCCAACAAUGGCAAGGAUUGGAGCAGUCUUACCUUGCAAUCUUCAAUUUGUACAUUCAGAAGUGCGUUUGGUCAGUGCACUGGAUGGCAACCUGGUAUGUUUCUGGCCUUUUCAUUGUAUUAGAAGAUACAAGUUUAUCGGGAAUGUAUUCACUAUUGAAGCUGGUCGCAAGGCUCCAUCAGGAGAAGGAAUUUUUGAGUUUAUUUCUAAUGAAUGCUCAGAAAUUUAUCGAGUCAUGGACACCAUAAUACGCACAAAAGCUGGUAGCACCACAACAAGACAAAAUAUCUCUAAUCAUUUACAUAAUCAAACUGAGCAUCAUCAUUCUCCAGUCAGGAAAAUGCAAUCUGCUCCUAUUCCCCCCUCAAACAAAAGAGAGUGUAAUGAUUAUGCUGAACCCAUACCAGUAACUUCAUCUUCUCCACCUUCUCCACCUGUAGUAUCACCUCCUCCUGUAGUUUCACCACCGCCAAUACAUCAUACCUAUGAUAUCCUUUCCCCAACAGCAACCAGUCCACACUCUAAACAAAGCCAACGAAGUGGAGCAAUGAUUAAUGGUGGUGAAUAUAAUACAUUGCAAUUUCCAAAGCAAUCUGAGAUUCUCUUACCAUCAACAGCAUCUACUUUAAGCAACACCGCUGUUGGUUAUGAUACACUAAAUUUUGUUGACAAAAAUCCAACAGAAAAUGUUCAUUCGAGGGUCUUAGAACAUGAUCAGUAUGAUCCUAAUGGAUAUUUGGUCAGUCCUGUUGGUACAAUUUAUGAUACAUUGGACCAUUCAUCAAGUUUUGGUGAACACAGAAAAAACAACACAUAUGAUACAUUACAAUCAAGUGAAAGGUAUGAUCCUUCCAGCUUUAAUUUUAACAAUGGUACAUAUGAUGCUUUGCAGCAUAACACAUCUCAAGCUCUUCCUAAAGGUGUUCAUGCUUCACCUGCUAAACCCAAUGUUUCUACACAAUCAGCAGCACCCUUUCAUCCAGUUAGGCCUCCACCGAGGAGAAAACCUCCAGUCGCUGUCAAACCAUCUGAACAAAUUACUGAUGGACAAAGAUCAAAUAUCCUGUCUAAUUCAUCAGAUGCUCUAGCCACAGCUAGCACCAUACCAGGGAGACCCAGCAGACACCCACAACAUCCACAAAUGAAUAAAAAAAUGCCACAAUUGCUACCAAAGCAAGAAAAUAUGAGUGAGAUAAUUCAGAAGAGAUUAGGUAGUUCAAAAAAAGAUGAAGAUACUGUUUAUAGUUCAAUUGAUGAUGAGUAUUCAUAUAUUGAUAAUCAAAGUUCUCAUUAUGAUGAUAGAGAUGCUGACUUAUAUACUGAUCCAGAUAAUGAUAUUAGGCCACAAGCACACCUUCCCAAGCCACCUCAAAAAAAGCCUGUGAAACCUAACAAAAAUAUGAAAUGCAAAUCCAGCUCGGUAGUGGGUAAUUUAGCAACAGAAUUCAAGAGGAAGCUUGAGACAAAAUUGAAGAAACCAGCAGCAUCUGAACAAGUAAAAUCUUUUCAAGACAGUCAUUAUGAGGAUGCGGAUAUAUAUGAUGAGGUAGAAGAUCCUUACUACAGCAAUCCACAGCCAAAUUCUUAGCUUGCUGUAUACUUAGACAUUGCCACUAUUUUUCAAAAAUGAACUCAUAGAGUUGUCCUGAUUAAUUUGUAUAUUGUUGAUUGGUGUAUAGGAAUCUCAUAAAAUUGUUAAUUUAUUAAUGCAAUUUAUAACAAGACAAACUUUUGAUAAAAUAAAUGACAAAAAAUAAGAUACUUUUUAACUAAAAAAUAAUUUUAGUUUGUGUAGGUUUUAAUUUCAGUUGUGUUGUUCAGAUAUUUACAUUUUAAAUAAGUCAAUUAUACAUUUUAAGAUGCUGUCUCAA